Juglans microcarpa x Juglans regia is the source of this 1142-nucleotide messenger RNA. RefSeq lists its product as uncharacterized. Gene Ontology annotation, molecular function: protein binding. The transcript has 4 exons. The record is from RefSeq and is a predicted model, not a curated record. Bases 88 to 771 code for a protein of 227 amino acids. NCBI's taxonomy places the organism in Eukaryota, Viridiplantae, Streptophyta, Magnoliopsida, Fagales, Juglandaceae.
AUUAAUUUCAAGGUGAGACCAAUAAAUAUCACUCUUAGCUCUGCGGAUGCUUGCUUACUAUCUUGUCUAAUAUAGCACAAAUCUUCCAUGGAAUCCACACUUUGCCUCCAUUGCCGCCCCUUGCCAUUUCUGGCACAACGCAUCCCUUCCGCCGUGAGGACAAGGGCCACCAGUCCUCAUUUCAGCUUUAAGCAUUCUUCUCUUUUGCUUUCUGAUGGUUUCACGAGCCACCAGAGAAGACGUACUCUCUUCAGUCCCAUAAUCAAGCAGAAAACAUUAUCUGUUCGGGCAUCAGCAAUCCCACCGGGCGGGAAGGCUGCACUUCAGUCUUUCUUGGACAUGACUGCCAACCUUACUUCGAGCAAUGAAGACUUCCAAAAGCUGGAAACUUUCAAACUGCCUCAAAGGCCUUCAACUGAAGAUGUUGGUACCCUUAAGAUGAAGGCGCUAUUGCUAUUGAGAUCAGGGAAGGGUGAUGAGGCAGAGGAAAUAUUGAAAAAGGCACUAAAAGUCUGUAAGAAUGAUCCAGAGCCUGCAUACAAUUUGGAAAUAGCAUUGGCCGAAAUUCUCAUCUGCAAGAAAAAAUAUGGAGAAGCUCAUACGUAUCUCAAGCAUCAACUUCACCCUUCAGAUGGUCGAUUUCCUCUCUACAAGGCUAUCACAUGUACCAUGCUGGAUAACGAGGAGGAAGGAAAGGAAUGGUGGGAUAAGUUCUCACUAAUCGUUGAAGGUGGAUUCGAUAUUCCAAUUAAAGGAGAAUUAGAAUAUUGAUGUUUCGAAGGUAGUAGUAGUACUACUGUUACCAUGGAGUUCCACCUCAUCAGCUAGCUAAUCACACCUUAAUUUUUAUUCAUUUGUACUUGAUGGAAUCCAUAUCACAAGCAGCCAUGACUGAGUGAGAUAUAGUGUCUAUAAUAAGGUGAGAAUGAGAUACAUCGAUCGGGUCAUCGUCUGUCGUCUGUGUAUCUGCAUAUCUCAAUUACACAAAAAUUGGUUCGAUAGUGUGAGAGAAUAAGAUUGAUUUUAUUGGAGUAGGUCUAUAUAUGUUGUUGAGUACCACUGAUCAUAUGAUGUGUUAUGAAACAAUAUUAUUAAUCAAAUAAAUUCAUGUUAAUAUGGGCUUUUAUUAUUAUUGUGUGGUA